Molecule: messenger RNA, 1912 nt
Organism: Linum trigynum
Lineage: Eukaryota; Viridiplantae; Streptophyta; Magnoliopsida; Malpighiales; Linaceae
Source: the annotation of a GenBank genome assembly
GAAUUGUGUCCGAAGUUUUCUCCAUUAUGAAUGGGAGAAAAUUAAAAAGUUAAAGUUGAGCAAGGCCAGUCAUCGUUCUUCUUCUUCUUCUCUUGCUGGAACAACAACAGUAGCAAAGACAGACAGACAGACGUGAUGAGAAGGAGGGGAUUAAAAAAGAAAGAGUAACAGUAAUGUGAGACGACUUCUGGGUUCGAUCUUUUCUCCCAUUUCAGAGGGUAAGAAAACAGAGCAAAGCCAAACCCCCCUUCUUCUUCUUCUUCUUCUUCUUCAUCUUCCCUCCAUUCCACCAAAUUUCUCUAGCCGAAAGGGUUUUCUCACCCCCGCUUUUUGACUUUCUCUUUCAGACUUCCCCCCAUUAACUUCCCAUUUCAACCCGAAAAAACAGAGAACCCAGCAGCCAAAGCAUUUCCCAUUUCCCGACCAUGUGUUCAGAAACCGCGCCUCGGCUCUCCUUCUCUAGAGAUCCCGCCGACGAUAAUGAAUCCCCAACGCCGGAGCAGCAACAGUGGAGGAGGGACGCCAACCUCCUCGAUCAUUAUUCCAACCCCACCACCGCCACUCUUACUCCCACCGCCGAUCAGCCGUUUGAGUUCAGCGUCUCCAGCAACUCCGGCGAUCAAUACUCAUCCUCCUCCGCCGACGAGCUCUUCGCCGACGGCAUCAUCCUCCCCUUCCACCGCCGUCACACCACCUCCUCCGCCACCACUUUCAACUGCUCCGCCGCCCACCGCCGGGCACAGAGCUUCGACCAUCCGAAGCUUCCGCCUUUAGCUCCUCUGCCUCCUCCGUCAAAGAAAUCGGCUGCUCCGGCUCCGGAAUCUGAAGAUCAAUCGAGGGCGUCUUCCGAUCACAAUCAACAUCAAAACCAGCUGCAACCUUCAUCGUCGUCGAAAUCGUUCUGGGGAUUCAAGAGGAGCAGCAGCCUAAACUGCGACCUCAAGAAAACCCUAAUUUGCUCCCUGCCCCCGCUUCUGGCCCGGAGCAAUUCGACCGGUUCGGUCCCUCCAAUUCCCAAAAAAUCAAUUCAGAAACCUGAUUUCCAUCCUACCCACAAGCCAAUUAUUUCCCACAAGCAACCAUCUUCAUCAAAUAGUAGCUCUGGGUAUGUGUAUUCAUUCCCGCAGAAGCCUCCCCUGAAGAGGAACCCGUACGGAUCAUCAUCUUCUUCUUCUCACCAUUAUCCCAACGGUACGGCCCGAAUCAGCCCUGUUCUCAACGUCCCGAUCUCAAAAGGAACCGCUAAUCUGUUCGGGUUCGGCACCAUGUUGAUGGGCAAAGAGAAGAAGACCAGAAAGUGAAUUACUUUGCUUUUCGUGUUUAAAGAGUAUUGUUGAUUGAUGGGGGAUGCUAUUAAGUUAAAAAUGGUUUCUGAGAUUUGUGAGUUUUGGGUUCUGUUUUUGCUUGUUUGAUUAUUAUUUGUUAAUCAGCUGGGAGGGGGAGAUCAGAAGAAGAAGAUUAUCCUCUAAUCAUCUUCUUUCUUGUCUUUUUUCUUGCUUAAUUAAUUGAGAAGUUUGUACAGAAGGGAUGAGAACUUGAGAAGAGUUGUUGGAAAUUGGAAUGAUGAUGAUGACGACGAUGCUUCUGUUUGCAUAAUUAAUUGUCAUUGGAGCAGCAGACAAAUCUUCUUCUAAUUCCUCCAUGCUCUCUCUCCCUCUCCCUCUCGCUCUAAUCCUGUGUUUUGUCUUCGUCUUUCUUUGUUUGAUUUGUUUUCUUUGAUAGAAGAAGGGAUUGGUCUUUGUUUUGUUUUCUUGCUUAGAUUGUGCUUUUCUAUCUUUUUCAGCUGGAUUAGUUUAGAGAAAGGACAUGGAGUUAAGCUAUUUAAUUUGGUCCCCUAAAAAAAGCAUUUGGAAAAUGGAGGCGUUGACCAACUAUAGCUUUAUUGCAUCUCUAAUAGAAUGGUAAAUAUGCA